GCAUCAUAACCUCCACAACCGUUCCAAAGUAACCACCCGAAACAACCGCUCCCAUACCAAAACCACCAAAAUGAAGUGCAUGGUAGCUGCAGUCAUCUUGGCCCUGGCCGUCGUUUCGGAAGCUGGACUCCUGCCGUACGGUGGCUGGCCUUACGGUCAUCUGGCCGCCCCGACCGUCAUCCAGUCGAAUGUGCUGGCCCACCCGUACGGUGCGAUCUCGCACGCCGCCAUCCACGCUGCUUACGCUCCGCAUGCUGCCAUCCUGGCCGCGCCGCACGCUGCCAUCCUGGCCGCUCCCCAUGCUGCCAUCUUGGCCGCUCCGCAUGCCCCAGCUGCGUCGGUCGCUCACCAUGCUGGAGUCGUCCCUGGAGCCACCUCCGUCACUGCUACCCGAGGUGCUGUGCAUGUCGCGCCCCUGCCUGGACAUGCCGUCUCCCAGCAGCAGCUGAACCUGGCCCCGGCCCCUGGCACGCUCUAAGCCAUCCCACCUAGUCAGUGUGCCCCCGGUUCGGGUGCUCUGGAACAUUCUAUCUCUUACCAUCUGUCGUCUAUCGCUAUAUUGUUCUAAAGUUACGCUAUCCCGAUUUGAAUGGUAGAGUUACAUCGUUCGACCCCCCACUUCAUUCGGACCUGGAACGCGCGUGUGUGUGUGUUUGAAUAAAACGAACAAACCAAAAUUGGUUUCAUUUUUC
Molecule: messenger RNA, 692 nt
Organism: Anopheles merus
Lineage: Eukaryota; Metazoa; Arthropoda; Insecta; Diptera; Culicidae
Product: adult cuticle protein 1-like
Exons: 2
Coding region: 71-478 (135 amino acids)
Source: RefSeq, a predicted model, not a curated record